AUGGAAAACGAUCAGGGUGUUCUUGUUGACCUUUACGUCCCUCGCAAAUGCUCGGCAACCAAUCGGCUCAUAACAUCGAAGGAUCAUGCUUCUGUUCAAAUUAGCAUUGCGGACGUUGAUAGUAACGGUCUUGCACUAAACACCACUACCACUUUUGCCCUCUGUGGCCAGGUCCGCUCGCAAGGAGAGAGCGAUGAUUCUCUCAACAGACUGGCGACCAAAGCAGGCCGUACGCUUACAUAUUUUCAUCCAAGUGCUGUAUGA
Marasmius oreades (fairy-ring Marasmius) is the source of this 264-nucleotide messenger RNA. It is a transcript of the gene RPS21, whose product is annotated as 40S ribosomal protein S21. Gene Ontology annotation, biological process: endonucleolytic cleavage in ITS1 to separate SSU-rRNA from 5.8S rRNA and LSU-rRNA from tricistronic rRNA transcript (SSU-rRNA, 5.8S rRNA, LSU-rRNA); endonucleolytic cleavage to generate mature 3'-end of SSU-rRNA from (SSU-rRNA, 5.8S rRNA, LSU-rRNA); translation. The record is from RefSeq and is a predicted model, not a curated record. NCBI's taxonomy places the organism in Eukaryota, Fungi, Basidiomycota, Agaricomycetes, Agaricales, Marasmiaceae. Gene Ontology annotation, cellular component: cytosolic small ribosomal subunit; ribosome. Gene Ontology annotation, molecular function: structural constituent of ribosome. Bases 1 to 264 code for a protein of 87 amino acids. The transcript is spliced from 3 exons.